Messenger RNA from Caenorhabditis briggsae, 453 nucleotides. The coding region runs from base 1 to 453 and encodes 150 amino acids. The record is from RefSeq and is a predicted model, not a curated record. Lineage: Eukaryota; Metazoa; Nematoda; Chromadorea; Rhabditida; Rhabditidae. The transcript is spliced from 4 exons.
AUGUGUUAUCUGUAUGUGAUAGUCUGGGCAUUCGCAAAGUACUUGGCGCCGAUUUUCCAACUGAUGAUCGAGCACAUGGAAUUUGUCGAAUUGAUCAUGAAACAAAAGGAUUUGAAAAUGGCGUUGAAAGCCAACUUGGAGGCAACAGAAGCACUGGAGAAGGGUCUUGAGAAUCUUGCUGCUGCGAGCGAAUUUUUCGAACAGUUGAAGUCUGAAAUGAGAUGUGGAAGUUACAGACGAGCAACUAUCAGAAUGGAUAGCAGGUAUGUUUCUACUCGUGUCAUGGAUGAUGCUCCGGAUUGCGAAUUGGACAUAAAACUCAGCACUACAUCCUGGAAAAAGAAACUGAAUAUGACGAUGGCAACGAGUGACAAGUUGCUCUUCGAGCUUCAGCAUGCACAACGCAUUCUUCGUGAAGACCAAGCAAAUAAGUUGGAGGAAAACAAUAAAUAA